Messenger RNA from Trichomycterus rosablanca, 1186 nucleotides. RefSeq names its product chromosome 7 C22orf39 homolog (gene c7h22orf39). NCBI's taxonomy places the organism in Eukaryota, Metazoa, Chordata, Actinopteri, Siluriformes, Trichomycteridae. The transcript is spliced from 3 exons. The record is from RefSeq and is a predicted model, not a curated record. Bases 20 to 346 code for a protein of 108 amino acids.
AAGAGAAGAAGGAGGAACGAUGGCAGGGGUUGAGGUACCCUGGAGGCCACCACGGGUGUGUGAUGUCUACUGGAGUGAAUUCAGACACUGUAAGAGUUUACAAAACUGCUUCCAUCACUACUACACGUACGGAAAAUCACCCGUCUGCCAGCAGUGGAAGGAGGACUUUGAGGUGUGCAAAGAGUGGGAGAGAACCCACAGUCCACAGGCUAAGGAAACUCUACAGAAAAGUGAACAGAGUCGAGUGUCUGAACAGAGGAACUUCACUCCGGUUUGGGAGAUGAGAAAAAGCCCACCAGCUGACUGGCACUUACCUCUCGAUCAGGACAAAACACAGGACCCUUAAAGCUGCCCAAACCCACAAUCUGCCCACCGCGUCCAUCCAAAUGAUAAAGACUGCUAUUAAAGAUGUAGAAAUUUGCUACUUUCUUUUAACCAAUAAUUAAUGACAAGUUACAGUGGCAGUUUUUAUGCUUUAUUAAAUAAAAACAGCUUAACAGUGAACAUGGCAGAACUAGAACAUAAAACUAUAACACCAAAAUCACUUCUGCAUCAUGAAUGUAGAUUUUAUUAGGUAGCUAGUAGCAAAUAAUUUAUUCAUAUUUAAUAAUGAUGCAGUUGGUACAUUAAAGCUCUUUCUGGUGAUGUUAGUUAUUAUAAGAUGGUAAGCAGAGUUCUACUUUUGUGCAGGGACAUUAUUUUUGUCAAAACAAUUGCAACCUGACUAUACUGACACAAAACAGUGGGCUUGGUGGGCAGCACUGUCACCUCACAACAAGAAGGUCCUGGCUUCGAUUCUCUGUGUGGAGUUAGCAUGUUCUCCCCAUGUCUGUGUGGGUUUCCUCCAGGUGCUCUGGUUUCCUCCCACAGCACAAAGACAUGCAGUCAAGUUAAUUAGACCUACUACAAAUUGCCUUGUUGAGUGUGUGUGUGUGUGUGUGUGUGUGCGUCUGUCUGCUCUGUUGUGGACUGGCAACCUGUCCGUGGUGUUUCCUGCAUUUCACCCAAUGAAUCAGACCCACUGUGACCCUGACCAGAUUAAAGUAGUGGUAAAACAAUGACAAUGAAUAAAUGACUGCUCAGAUUACAGAAGCACCACACAGAAACUACCGCAGUCUUGAGUUCUUGGAGAGAUCUGUACCUUCGCUUGCAGUUCAAAUAAAACAUUAUAAAUCAUUAUGCAAAA